This is a messenger RNA of Fomitiporia mediterranea MF3/22, 4511 nucleotides long. RefSeq lists its product as uncharacterized. The record is from RefSeq and is a predicted model, not a curated record. The coding region runs from base 144 to 4160 and encodes 1338 amino acids. The transcript is spliced from 4 exons. NCBI's taxonomy places the organism in Eukaryota, Fungi, Basidiomycota, Agaricomycetes, Hymenochaetales, Hymenochaetaceae.
CUCUUGCACUCUGACCAGUCACUCGACGACGGCAACCAAGUCUUGACGCUGUCGGCGUCGCCAUCGCCCGCGACGUCGCCGCAGCCAGCACGCCCCUGGACGCCGCCCACGCGUCUUCCCGCAUCGUCGCUUUCGACAGCCUCAUGCCCCCGAGCAAGUGUGACCGACAUAUGGUGAUGGACUCUGACCUCCUCCUCUCAUCCCAUCCGCCUGCUUUCUCUCGCACCUCUUCGUAUUCCGUCGUCGACAACAAAUCCGCCCUCGCUGCAGGCGAAAUAGACCAUCGCCGCAGGUCGAGUGCCUCUCAGAUCAUUCCCAUCGUAUCCCAGGCCGUCUACUCUGCGACUCCCCCAAGCGGCCCUCGACGCUCUCCACUCGCACCCCUCGACCACCAGUUCUCCUCUGCUUCCAAUAAAGACAUGGACAGUCCAGACGAGGACGCAUAUCAGUCCGGAAGAAAAUCGUCCAUUACAUUGACAAACAAAACUCGUCCAACGCCAUACACCCAACGCAAUCCAAGUCGACGACAUGCACCAGGACAGCAGCGCCGCACAUCGUUACCUUCACUCCAGCCUUCUCACGAGCCGCCGCCGCCGUUGCCGUCCCUGCCACCCGCGAAUCCGGUCUCCCCAUAUGAGCUGGCGAUCACGCAUGAGGAAGAUUCUGACAUUUACAGUCGCUUGAGUACGUUCACCUUUGGCGAUCCGCAGUCUUCGGCGCAACAGACCGCAGCAUCCGGAGCUGCGUCCUCGUCACAUGCGCCCCCUCCUUCGGAUGAUACCGAGGGCAUUUCGCCUCUCGACAAGACUCCCCGCCCCUCCGUCGCGCACGCAUAUACGCAUAUACCGAAGUCGCAUGAAGAGCAGUCCGCCGCUAACGGAUGGUCGAGUCAAUCGGAAGAUGAGGAAGAUAGGAGACGAACAAACACUCGAUCAAAAAUGCGUGCCAUUGAUGAUGGCACGCGGAGACCUUCACUGCCGAGCAACGACGUUCAGCAGCAGCAGUAUUGGUCCGGCUCUGCGAUUUCAACUGACGUCGAGAAUAGAAGGACCACUUCGGAAGGAAGAGGGGACCGAGAACACGGAAGACAUGGUCCGCUACCAAUAUCGCCAGCGUCGCCGACGGAUGGCGAGGCGGAGUUAGAUACUGACGUGGACCUAAUGUCCAUUGAUGACACUGCUGACAGACGGAGAAGAGGCAUGUAUCACGGGAUGAGUGACCACUCCAGCGUACACUUAAACAGUGACGUUGGCUCCGCGUACGGAGAAGCUGAUGACCGAAUCAUCCGACAUACGGAAGGUGAGGGUGAGGGUGAAGCUAUGGACGAAGACGAGGACGGGAGUGGCGCGGCUCGGAAGGACUCAGCACGAACAUGGGUCGAUACUUCUGAGCGACGAGGGUCACUCCCAAUGGACAUCCCGUACCCGGCCUCUUACUCCUCUUCUCGAUCAAGUCACGCCUAUGCCCCUUCUCAACAUCCACAUCUUGAAGACGCAACUUUCGACGCACAUGCCCGUGCUCAAGCGCAAUUGCGUAGGCCAUCUCGUAGUGUUGAUGAUGACCUUCAACGAGCUGCAUUACACCUUCAGCGGAAAGCUUCACGAGUCCCCUCUGCAACCUCCGGGGGUUCCGGUUCGGACACUGCGGGACGCGAGCCAUCUAGUGAGCCAGAUAUGCGGGGCGUUGCUAUGGCACAGGCCAUUGCGCAGGCACACCUGGAUGCACAGGCAGAAAGCGGUGCUGCAUUGAAUCGCGGUGCCGAGCCUGGCAGUACUAACGACGAGCCCUAUCAGGGUCUGGAUCUUAACUAUAUUCUUUCGGUGACUGGUGGAUCAGGAGCCGGGUUAGAUACUCGCGGAAGCGAUUCAUGGAGUGGACGGUUGAGUGUUGGGAGUAGCGUUGUUGCUGCACGCGAUCUGAGUUGGGCAGCUGGCUGGGGAAUCAGUCAUGCUCUGGGACGGCGUCAGAGUACGGCGACCGUCAAUGAUGAUACGUUUUUACGAUUUGUAAAGAAACACGAUUUCUCUUAUGAUGAGCGGAAGCGUGAAUGGACAUUCGCUCGGGAGCAUCGGGAGCCAGAUCUUCAUCAUAGUAUGAAACCAGGCCAAGAAAUAUGGAGAUGUCUCUGGGUAGGAAGAUAUAGAGUCGAGAAGAUUCAAAGCAAAAAUGUCGACCCAUCUAGACCCCCACAAGCUCGUCUUCAGAUUAAACAUCUACCAGAUCCAUAUUCCAAAGGGAGUGCAACUGGCGGCCCGCAGACAUUUAUUCACAAGCAUUCACGUGCGCAGGCAUUUUCGAUCUUCCGCGGAUUCGUACUUCCCACCCGACACUUGAAGACAAGCUCGAGUAUUCUUCUCGCACCGAAGAAGGUACAAGAACAGUUUACUAGCACUCGAACAACAGCCAAGCUUAGCACGCAUGGUCUUCUUGAUGACUCGGUUCCGAGUACGGCCUCCAGCUCGAGGCGGGAUCGCGAGCGGGAACGGGAGCAGACUGCCUCUGGAUCGACAGUUGCUAGCGCUGCUACGAGCACGACAAGCGUAAGCGUGAGCGGCCUUUCUCACUCAGCCAGCACGACGGAACCGUCUUCCUGGAAUUCGAAAACGUCCUUUGGCGCGCCUGCCGGAGAACAACGGACCACGAACAAGUUGAGGUUGAAAACUGAUAUGGACAGCGGGACUGAGACUAGGAAUACAGUCGACCGUAAAGGCAAAGGAAAGGACGUCGCGGUCUCGCCGGUUGAUCUGCCUCCAAGCUCGAGCCAUAGUCACACGAGUGGUGGUAAUUAUACAGCGCCAUCGCCUGACAGAGAUCGAGGCUCAAGUGAUGCGGAUACUCCUCACUCGCGAACAGUUAUGCAGCGGCCGUAUGUCGAGCAUCCACAUCGGCCGGUAGAUAUGGAUACGGAUACGGCUUCGUUCAAUCGACCUGUUUCUUCACUGGCCGAAACGGCGUCGGUGGUUUCAGACAGCUCUCAGCAGUUCAGUUCUUCGAUUUCUAAUUGGGACCAGUCAUCUAUCGGCUCUUCAACACGACAAGUACGAAAGGAGCCGAAUCUAAUUCGGCAGGUUGCGAAGCUACCAACUCAAGCUCGAGGGUCAAUUGGUUCGUUGGACGAGGAGCCUGUUCGAACAUCCCAUGCAGAGGCAUUUGCGACUCUUGAUGCACCAUUUAUUGAGUAUCUGCGCUCCCACGCUGCGAACUAUGAUACAGGGUCGGAACAUGAUUCACAGCCUUCGAAGUUCAAGGGUCUACGCAAGCUCUUCCAUCCACCGCCGUUGAAGAGCUUGUCCAAACAGAGUCCUCAGGCUGCGGGUACAAGUGUCGCAGUGCUGGAGGGACACUACACACCGCCGUGGUUGACGAUGGCAGCUCGUUCGAAGCAAGAAGAGCAGGAGCGUGUGAUCAAGAACUUGAAUGAUUCGUUCCGUGAUGUUGGCUUGCUUCCAUCUUUCAAGCCGAGUCGAAACCGCCAGAAUAAGAAGGGCAAGCACACCAGCGAUAACGUCUUUGACCAAAUUCCGGAUGAUUCACUGUAUAUGCUCUUACCCAUGUGGCCUGGCGAGACUGACCCCGAUGACCCGGAACUUAUGGACUUCCCGCUUGGUAAGGACGGCCUCGAUAUUCCACUGCACGAACGCCAGUAUUUACUGGUUUAUUACGUCCCGAACGAGUUGAGCAAGGAGAGCAAAGACAAUUCGGGAGACAAAAAGCGUGCACGCACGCAGACUGCUUCUGCGUCUUCGCACGCCUCAGACGCAACGCUUGUUACUGGAAAAGGUGCAAGCAAGAACACCGUCGCGUUGAGCUCGUUCAACAUCCUUGCUCGACUCGUAUCAUACAAAGACGUCCUCGGUUCAGGGAUUCGUAUACCGACGACUGGGUUAGCGAUUUCGGGACCUAUGUCCGAGGGUAUUGCUGCGAUCCCGCAGAUACGGUUCCAAGUGGAUGACUUAGCGUUGAUGAUUGCGUUUUGCGCUAGUAGGGAGAGGGGUGUGGAGGUUGUACCUGAGGGAGUUGAGAAACUUGGGUUGUGCCUGCCGCGAACGAAUCCGGACCCUGAUUCUGAUGCUCCGCUGAGCCCGCUUGGACGUGCGGCGGUUGAGAUGGCGUGGCUUGGUGCGUUGGCUAUUAUGGGGUUUAAUCUUGUUGGGUUAUAAGAAUAUAUCGCCAGCGGUUUUUUUGUUUUAUAUUCUUUCUGUUUUAUAUGCGUGUAUCUUCGGUAUUGAUAUUCUCUUCUAAGUUUUGGUUUUCGCCUUUAUCUUUUUCCUCUCUUCUUCUUUCUCACUGACUUGCGUGCAAGUGCUUUGUGCCUUUGUGGAUCACACCUAACAUUUACGGUCUUUCCGUUUCUUUUUACUGAUCUUGAUUUGAUUUUCUUUCUUUCUUCGUCUUUUUACUUACACCCGGUGCUUUAUGCCAUACUUUGUCUUAAGUAGCAGAUCUACUUGCUUUUACUUUUAACAAAUUGUUUCCUUAGCUCUUUCCUCCCUCUUCCCAUCUCCGUCUCC